UUUCUAUUCUUGCCAACACACAAUAAUCCCUAAUUUGUUAGACUUAAGAGAGUACAGGGUAGUCCAUUCUAGGCUAAAAUCAGACAUCAAAUAAAGCUGAUGCCAAUUUAAAUUAAUUAAGUUGCAGACAACAUACCGAAGCUUGUAGUUUCAUGAAAUCCAAUUAUAGUUUGUCUCUCUAAACCAUAAUUAAACUAUACAUACAUCAAGAAUUCAGUACUCUUCCAUGCAACUAGUUGCAUGGGCAUAAACGCUGUAUCCGUCCUUAACUACAUCAUUAAUGGCGAACCCACAAUCUCACACAACUCCAAAUUUCCAAAAUCUCAAGAAUCCAAAGCCUUGACCACAACAAUAAUCAACCACUUACGUUUAGGUAGACUUGGAAAAGCUGUAUCUAUUUUAUUCUCAGCUCCAAUACCUUUCCCUUUUGCACUUUAUGCUCAUCUCUUUAAAAUAUGUGCCUCAAAUAAGGCCAUUGUUGAAGUCCGUAAAGUUGAGUCACAUUUGGUUAGUUUUGCACCAACCCCACCUGUGUUUUUGCUCAAUAGGGCAAUUGAAGCGUAUGGGAAAUGUGGGUGUUUGGUUGAUGCCAGAGAACUGUUCGAUGAAAUGCCUCAAAGAGAUGGUGGUUCUUGGAAUGCUAUGGUUACUGCUUAUUCACAAAAUGGGUAUGCUGGAAAGGCAUUGGGGGUCUUUUUUGAUAUGCAUAGGUGUGGGGUUUUUGCUUCUGAGGUUACUUUUGCGAGUGUUCUUGGUUCUUGUGCGUCCACGUUGGCGUUUUGGGUAUCUAGACAGGUGCAUUGCCUUGUUUUGAAGUAUGGUUUUGGUGGUAAUGUGAUUUUAGGGAGUUCACUUGUGGAUGUGUAUGGGAAGUGUAGGAGAAUGAGUGAUGCAAGGAGAAUGUUUGAGGAAAUUGAGAGACCGAAUGAGGUUACUUGGAAUGUGAUUGUUAGAAGGUAUCUUGAGAUGGGUAAUGGAAAAGAGUCUGUCUUUAUGUUUUUCAAAAUGAUUAGUCUUAAUGCGAGGCCGUUGACAUUUACAGUAUCGAAUGCUCUAGUUGCUUGCUCUAGUUUUAAAGGAUUUCGUGAAGGAAUUCAAAUUCAUGGAUUCAGUAUCAAGAUUAAUUAUGAAGAGGAUGGAGUGGUUUCGUGCUCUCUGAUUGAUGUGUAUGUCAAAUGUGGGGAUGUAGUAAGUGCUCGGACAAUUUUUGACCUGUUGUCCCAUAAAAAUUUGAUUCAUUGGACUUCUGUGGUGUCGGGAUAUGCUAUGAGUGGGAAAACUAGGCAAGCAAGGGAGCUUUUUGAUAGGAUGCCUGAACGCAGCAUAGUUUCAUGGAAUGCAAUGCUAGCAGGAUAUACGCGUAAUUCACAAUGGGAUGAAGCAAUGGAGUUAAUCAUUUUAAUGUGCAAUGAUACGAGCGACAUUGAUCAUAUGACACUAAGUUCGAUCCUAAAUGUUUCUGCUGGGCUUUCAGAUGUUGAAUUGGGGAAGCAGGUUCAUGGAUACAUGUAUAGGCAUGGUUUCUACUCCGACUUGUGUGUUGCCAAUGCGCUUCUUGAUAUGUAUGGAAAAUGUGGGAACUUGAGAAAGGCUAGAGCUUGGUUUUACGAAAUGAGUCAUUUCCGAGAUAUGGUUUCUUGGAAUGUUUUGUUGAGUAGCUAUGCUCAUCAUAGGAUGAGUGAAGAAGCUUUAGUGAUUUUCUGUGAUAUGCUAGGAGAGGCAAGGCCUAGUAAAUUCACUUUUGCUACUAUCUUGGCGGGUUGUGCAAAUAUUUUUGCUCGUGAACAAGGUAAACAAAUCCAUGGGUUUAUGAUUAGAAAUGAUUAUGAUUUGGACAUCGUGAUGAGAGGAGCUUUGGUUGAUAUGUAUUCCAAAUGUCGUUGUCUUGACUAUGCUCUGAAUGUUUUCUUUGAGACUCCUGUGAAAGAUGUUGUUCUGUGGAAUUCUGUGAUGCUGGGAUGUUAUUAUAACAAACAAAGUGAAGCGUUAUUGCAAUUGUUUGAGUUGAUGAAGGAGGACAGAGUGAAGCCAGAUAGUACUACCUUCCAAGCUGUAUUGCUUGCAUGUAUUUCUCAGGGUUGUGUGAAAUUGGGUGGAGAGUAUUUCAAUUCAAUGAGUCAUGAUUACUUUAUUAUACCACAGUUGGAGCAUUACGAAUCCAUGAUUAAGCUAUAUGGUCUGCAUGGAUUCUUUGAUGAGCUUGAAGAUUUUGUUAAGAAGAUGCCAUUUCAACCCACAGCCCCUAUGUUAACAAGAGUUUUUGACUUUUCCAAGGAAUACGAUAACACACGGUUAGGAAAAUGGGCUGUCAUACAUCUCAAUCUUCUGAAGGACUGAAAUUUUCUAUUCCGUUCUGCUUCAAAGUUAUGGACAAGAUCUAACUUGUAACAAGGUGGGCCAAGGCAAUUGUCACUAGAACAUGUAGACACAAGCCUGCUUGUGCACUUUGGAACUUUUUCAGUGUGCCAGAUUGCUGAAUAUUGCUCUCAGACUAAAUAUUUUACUGGGGGCAAAUGCUGCAGAGAAGCAGAUCCCCAGAAAGUGCUUGAACUUAUGAAUAUAUGCAUAAUUCGAGCACAACAAUAUUUUUGAACUGUAAUGCAUAGAAGUUGUUUUUUAGGUGGCCGCCACAUAACUCCUUGUGUUAUGAAAGAUGAUCAUUUGUGGUGGCUUUCGCAUUUUCCACAAGAAGUGGCUGUGUACAGUCAUAAGUUGAUGGUGGUCUCUAACAGAUAUAUAGGGAGCAUAUCUUCCUUUCCCAGGGUAUCGUCUGGACAGAAGCAGACCGAUGACCAAUGGAGAAGGAAAGCUAUUCAAUUAAACAACAAUUUGAGGUCAAUUCCCUACAGAUGGUGGAUCUAUUAUUCUGACAAGGUUGCUUCAAAGAAACUGGGGACAACAGGCUUUUCGCUUGAGCGUGGUAGAACUAAUCUAAGGUGAUCAUGGGCGAAGAAAUUGGUUCUUAAUUAAGAUGUAUAAGUUAUGUGUGUGAAAGAGCCAUUGUAUGUGGAUUGCACUCCCGUUGCUAUCAUUGAACCAGCGGAAAAGACUACUCGCAUAGAUGGGUGAAAAGAUGAUGUUGGUUAAGCUGACUUCAGGAUUCUUCUUACUUUAUCUGACCGGAGGCCAACAGACGAGUUCAUUGUAGUCCUGCAAGCAGUGGAACAAGGCUGGGUGAUCGCAAUAAGUCUAGUUCUAAGUCAUGUCGGAAGGUAAAAAACAGCAAACGCAAGUGCAUCCAGGAGCUACAAAUCUGCUAUGGGGGAAGGGAAGGUCUUUAAAUUUUGUUUUGAUUAAGUUUAAAGUGAUUUUUUACUACAAGUUAGGCUUCUUUUUCUUUCUCUACAGAGAAAGAAAACGUAGAAUUUUUAAGGGUGUAGAACACCUUUUUCGUAGAGUUAAUUUUUCUUUUUUGCUAUUUAGACUUUAGCUCAUUUUUGUGCUGGAUUGGAAAGAUCAUUUCCUUGCUACUUUUGUGUUGGCUAGAUAUCAGAGGUAAUAGUGUUGUUGUCGGAAAGGAUGAUGGUUUUUGGUGAUUGUGACUAGCAUGACAAAGUUAAACGA
Lycium barbarum (goji berry) is the source of this 3564-nucleotide messenger RNA. RefSeq names its product pentatricopeptide repeat-containing protein At3g26540. Gene Ontology annotation, biological process: RNA modification. Lineage: Eukaryota; Viridiplantae; Streptophyta; Magnoliopsida; Solanales; Solanaceae. Gene Ontology annotation, cellular component: intracellular membrane-bounded organelle. The coding region runs from base 241 to 2337 and encodes 698 amino acids. The record is from RefSeq and is a predicted model, not a curated record. Gene Ontology annotation, molecular function: protein binding; RNA binding. The transcript is spliced from 2 exons.